Penicillium griseofulvum is the source of this 1644-nucleotide messenger RNA. Its product is annotated as ferritin-like domain-containing protein. The transcript has 2 exons. Bases 1 to 1644 code for a protein of 547 amino acids. The record is from RefSeq and is a predicted model, not a curated record. NCBI's taxonomy places the organism in Eukaryota, Fungi, Ascomycota, Eurotiomycetes, Eurotiales, Aspergillaceae.
AUGAUCUGGAAGGGUAUCAUUCUCUUGAGCCUAUUGAGCUCACUACCUUUUGCAGCUUCUUCUCCAAAGAAACACCAAAAGGUUGUGACAACAACACUUGACACGCCUUCAGAUGAAUUCAAUGCGUCAGCUACAGCACCGCCACUUCAAACUUACAAUACCUCCAGCCCGCACACACCCUUUACUGGGACUCCAACUACCACAGGUGCGCUGACAGCUUCUUCCAUCGGAACGGGCAUCUCUGGCGGAGGCGUUGCACCCGGAGCAACAACAUAUCCCAGUGAUGGGAAACUUCACCAGGCAGAGCCUGCUCCACAUGUCCCAGCAGGUGGUGUUGGGACGAAUGGAAGCACACCCAUCUACAACACGAAGAGCGAUUUCGACUACGAGUCUUUAGCCCUUGCUCUAUAUCAAGAAUGGAUAGAGCUCGAUCUAUUCGAAGACGGACUAAGACGUUUCAACGAUUCAGCCUUCCGAGCCGCCGGUAUGACUUCUUCAGACCGCGAGUUGAUUGCAUUCAUGGCGGAGCAAGAGAUAGGCCACUCCACUAUGAUCAGCAACAUCCUCGGAGCACGCGCCCCACAGAAGUGCAGCUAUAUCUACCCUUAUACAAACGUCAAGGAGUUUGUCGACUUCUGUCAGAAACUUACUCGCUGGGGCGAAGCCAGCGUGUACGGGUUCUUGGCUCAUCUUGACUCGCGCGAGGCAGCCACUCUUUUGACUCAGACUGUCACUACGGAAGCACGACAACAAUUGAUCUUCCGCCAGUUCGAGGGCCUCUUCCCGAUGGUCGAGUGGUUCGAAACUGGAAUACCGCAGUCCUGGGCUUGGACACUGAUGGCACCAUUUAUAAGCUCCUGUCCUGAAAAUCAGACUCGCUUGAUUUGGCAAAAUUUCCCAUCGUUAAUGGUGGUUAAUGAGCCUGAUCCGUGGAUUUUGGGGACUCCUUCCCGCAACUUUUCAUCGAGUAACCGAACUUUUGGGUAUAAUUAUACUGCGAGUGCGCUCAAUGCGACUUCCGGAUUUAAUAGGACUUCUGGGUACAACUUUUCUACGAGUGCCGAUCAGAUUUCAAGACUGAAUCAGACUUCCGGGUUCAAUCAGACUUCAGGAUUCAUGUUCAAUCAGACUACCGGACACAAUAAUACUGUCGGGCCAGGUGUCAGCAUCCCCAAAUCACCGAAAGGAUCUGGAAGAUUCAAUUCGUCUACUUCAGGUCUCGGCUACCCUGUCCCUGUGAGCAAAACAUGCCCAAUACCUCUCACGGCACCGGGUCGUCGGGUGCUGUUGCAGUGGGAUCUUCCUGGGAAGAAAAUCGGUCCCAAUAACAGCUAUGUCACCACGACAGAGACGGAAGCUGGUAGUGCGAAGUAUGUCCUUUGGGUGUCGCAACUGAACAUUACUUACACGCCUCUGCAUGUUGUUAAUGGUACUAACAACGGUACCAACACUACCAACACUACCACUGAUGGCAUUCGAGGAUAUACUAUCCAGCCCGACUUGGAACUGUACCAGGGUGUCCCAGCUUUCAAUGGUACUAUUUUUAUUGCUAUCACAGACAGUGAUCCAUAUGUGAGCCCGUUCAAUCUGAGCUUGAUCAACCCGCAUGUGGUUGCCGGUCCAGCUAUGUACCAAGCUGGUUGA